CGUUGAGAUCCUCCUUGACCACCAUCACCCACUAUCCACCACGACGAUACAGCAGUGCUUUGUCUUCUCUCUCUGCCGGCUCUCUAAAAGUUAAUUCUUCUCGGGAGUCUGUUUGGACAUUCUUUCCUUAAAACUAUAUCUUCCCUAUAAAAUGGGUAAAUGGACUUCUGACUAUUGCGAUGAUAUCUUGAACACAAAAAUUAAAAGCCUUGUAUCCGGGGCUAUCAAACGUGCGAUGCUGGAGAAAGAGAAGACGGAACCCACUAUCAGUUACCGGGAUUUUGUAGAGGAAUUGGAACCAGGGGACUCCUUCACAGCCUCUAUCAUCGAUAUAAUGGUCAAGGAAUUGGCUGACCGCCGGAGCCGGCAAAACUUAAGCGAUCGUAAACUCAUAGCUGAGCGUACGGCCAAGAGCCUUCGAGCAUUGACCAUGGACUAUAAGAUUAUUCGUCGUCGAUCUAUUGCUCGCAGGCCGAUGUUGUCCGAAUAUUUGACUUCGCCACCAGCCCGGGUAGUUGACAUGGACGACGACGAUGAAUUUGACCAUCUACUUGAUCCCAUGUCAUCGACCAUGGAAGGUGUUCGAAUCAACUCCAAUCUUUACGAUGCGUAUGGCAAUGACAGCUGGAACGAUGGAUGGAUUGGCUCCACUGGUGCUCCUACCGUUGUCCGACAUCGCAGCCCUACUCCAACUGACGUUCUUUCCGGGUCCGAUCCCCAAGUUCAGUCACCUCCUCCAGCAGACGUUCGUCGUAAUAGUACAUCCUCAUCAAUGUUGUCUUCCAUCACCUCGUCGCAUACAUCGCCCAGCAGAGUGCCAUCCAUACGCCGCCCCUUUCGUUCAAGAACCGUCGAUUUCAAUGAGUUUACCUCCCGCCGUCGUUCAACCAUACGUGACAGCCUCAGACAGUCACUAGGAAUUCUCUCGGAGAGUCCUGAACCCAGCCAUAUCACAGACUCCAGAGAAAGAGAAUCAGCCUGGCCUCCAUCCUCUUCCUCUGCUCGGCGAUUUUUUCCCCUUCCCAGACGAGGCAGACUCCGCGAUUCACCUCCGGCAGAAAUAAUAGAUAUUGUCGAGGAAAACGGUGAACCCAGGUCUGCCCUACCUUCAAGCCGUUGGUACCCUUUUCCUACCCCUGUAACAUCUCGUUCUCCUGUAAGCAUGCCUACCACAGAAAUUAGUGAGGAAAGAACCUUGGCUGUGCCGAGGCUUCGUCGUGGUGGUGUUCGAGCUCCCGAGUCCAUGCUUUCUCGUCAUGCCUCCCCUCUUGCCGAUAUCGGUACACUUCCUUCUCCCGUGUCCCUGGGUGACACCGCAGAUAUUGGUGAUGGAGACCGAGCUCGCUCCGGCUUGUCCGUACCACCAGAGACUGAAAAUUAA
Molecule: messenger RNA, 1381 nt
Organism: Guyanagaster necrorhizus
Lineage: Eukaryota; Fungi; Basidiomycota; Agaricomycetes; Agaricales; Physalacriaceae
Exons: 4
Coding region: 152-1381 (409 amino acids)
Source: RefSeq, a predicted model, not a curated record